Molecule: messenger RNA, 4279 nt
Organism: Trichogramma pretiosum
Lineage: Eukaryota; Metazoa; Arthropoda; Insecta; Hymenoptera; Trichogrammatidae
Product: MATH and LRR domain-containing protein PFE0570w-like
Exons: 7
Coding region: 129-4055 (1308 amino acids)
Source: RefSeq, a predicted model, not a curated record
AGCCCUAAGCCCACUGCUGCGUUCUUGGCUCUUCUUGCGUUAGACGUAGAUUAUUUUUCCGGCGCGGCCGCCCUUUUCUCGUCAGUGUAUGCGUGUCAGUUUCAGAAUCUCUUAUCAAUAAGAUCGUCAUGUCAGGAUCUCAAGACUCGGCCGAGACCGUAACCUCGACUGAGGUGCAACAGCCCGAACCAGAUCCUGAACCCGAAACUGAACAACCUCCAUGCAUCGAGUCCGAGGAGCCCAAAGUAGACGAAAGCGAACUUUUGCGCGAUAUAGCACAACUGGACGAAAAAUUAGAGGAAGAGAUUGAAGAAAAAGAGCAUCAUGAUGAAGUUGAAGCUUCUGAAAAAACAGAGGAUCAUAAGGAAGCUGCUGAAGAACAUAAUGAACAACAAGUACAAGAAAAAGAAGAUGAACCUCAACAGGAGUCUCCAAUGAGUCCUACUGGCAAUACUUCUGAUCCUUUGCAAGAAUCUGAUCCUCUGCAUCAAGAAACUAAUGAUGACAAAGAAGAUGAAGAAAAAGAAUUGGCUACUACCGACGAGGGCAAACCACUUGAAUAUGAACCCGAACAAUUUGUGAGUAAAGCACAAAUUGAGACAAAACUUCAAGAGGUAGAAAUGCCUACUAAAUCAAUUGAAGAAGAAGAAAUGCCUUCUUUGAUGGAGACAAAUAUGUCUAAACUUGAUGCAUCAGUUGCAAGUUCAAACAAUGAAAAAUCAACUUUAAAUCUCAAUAAUGACAUUCCUGAAAGUACAUCUCAUAAAGAUGCAGAUGACGACAGUGAUGACAGUGUCUGUGUUAUUGAUGAUGACGAUGACGAUGAUGAAGUACCAGUUAAGCGCACAGCUUCAUCUAACGAUGAUAGAAGUUCUACAAUUGAUGAUGAUGAUGACGACGAUGAUGAUGAAGAAGAAGAAGAGGAAGAAUUUGAUGAUGAUGAUCGCAGUGAAGACAUUAGAUACAAUCGUCACAGAGACAAGAGUGUAAACAACAGAGGACCAAGUAAUUAUAGAAGAGUUGAACGCUAUGAGGAUGAUGAAGAUGAAAUAGAAGAGGAAGAAGAAGAAGAAGAGGAAGAGGAAGAAGAAGAAGAGGAAGAAGAUUUUGAAGCAGAAGAAUUUGAUGGAGGUCGGUCAGAUGAUGCAAUUUUAAGGCACAGUAAUGGAUUCACUAAACAAAAUAUAGAGCGCAGUACAUCAUUGCAAGACUUGACCCUUAUGUCUCCAAAAACGAAACAUGUUAACCCGUAUAAUCAAAGGGAAAGAAUUCAACAAGCUAUGGGCCCACGAUCUCAGCAUGGAUCAGCAAAACAAUUUGCACAUGUGCAGAGUAAAGUAAAAAAAUAUAUUAUGGAAAUGACAGAACAAAGGCGGAUGUCUAAUGACAAACGAAAAAAAGCCUUAGAUGAGGCAAGGUACAAGAAUGAAAAUAUAAGAGAAAAUCCCAUGCAUGGAAGUGAUAAAUUUUCUAAUGCUAAAAAUAUCAAACAAUAUGGCGAGAAAGUUUUACAAGAAGUACAAGAAAUUGAGCUAAAUGGCGAAUCUGAAUUCAGAUCAGAAAUCACAGAAAAUGGUGAGAUUAAUUAUGUAAGUUAUGACUUAGAUAAUAGACAACAAAUAAUUCAAGAAGAAAUGGAAGUUGAUCCAAUGAAUACUGAAUCUCAUCAUGACAAUAUUGGUCACAAUGAUGCAAUAAAUGGUGCAGUUAAUCAGAAUAACUACAUGCUAGACAGAAGAAACAUCCAAAGACAUGAUAUUCAAUCUUACCCUAAACACACUUCUAAUGGAGAAGAUCCAAUGCGUUCAAAUUGUGAUGUACGUACACUUAGUUAUGAUGAAUAUAUGAAAGGCCCAAGUAAUACUGUACUUAAUCAAGAUGAUAACUCCGUAAGAACAAAUAAUUUAGAUAAACAUAGAGGCAUGCAGGAUUGUGGACUAAAAAUAGAAAAAGUAUUGACGUAUGCCCAUCAAGAUGAAGAUGAUAUACAUGGCCGAGAAACCCCACCCGCUUCAAUGGUACAUCAGAAUAAAGUUUUACACUACGCAACACCAGAAAUUCAAAAUUUAAAGGAACAACUGAAGGAAAAAACUAUGCAAUUUGAAAAUUUAUACGAUGCAUAUCAAAGGUCUAUGAAUGAAAAUGCAUCAAUGAAAAAUGAAUUAGAUAGUUUGAGGCAAAAGAUUUUCUAUCUUCAAGAUCAGCAACAAAAAAAGAAAUCUCAAGAAAAAGGAAUGCAAACUGAAAAAACUGUCAACAUAAAUGCUUCAAACAAAAUGGAUGAUAUUAAGUCACAAACUAUAAUUUCGGGUGCAACUUCAAAUUGGUCUGAUACUAUAGGAAGUGUUGCUAUAUCUAUAAAUCAGCCUCCUAAUGUUACACAUGCUUUAAAUUCUGAUGAGAGUGCGGAACAAAAUAAAUCUCCUAAGCAAAAAAGUGCUUUUUCCAAAGCUUUCAUGACAUCUACGCGAAUCUUGCAUACUCUUACAAAUCUCACUAAUUUGAAUAGCAAAAAAAGUGAUAAAUCUAGUAAACGUUCAAAAACACCAGAAAAAACAGAAGCUGAAGCUGUGUUUGUUGAACCAGCAGCACCAGGUGCCUCGAGAAAACGAAAAGCCACAGAUACUUUAGAGUUGUCCAGUUCAGCUCAACCUUUCAAAAUUCCUCACACCAUUAAAAGUGACGUUGAUAAAGGUUCUCUUUCAGAAUCUCGAACCAAUGAUGAUCAUUCAGAAAACGGAAAAAAUUCAGAAUCUGCUCCGGAACGCACAUUCGAAUUACACGAAAUUGAUGAUGAUGUCAAAGUGUUCAUUUACCCAGAAGAUGACGGUGAUCAAAGUUUCCUUAUUCAAGCUAAAGAAACAGGUCUUCAACCAAAACCAGGUGUACGCGAAUGUGGUCCUUACGUCUUAGGUAAUGUAGAAGUUUACAUGACUGAAUUGAAUGGUACUAUAAGUAUAUGGGGUAAAGAACUCAGUAAAAAUUCAAAUCAAAUUCAAAAUGAUGAAAUGGAAGCCUCUAUGAGAUCCAAAGAUGGGUUCAUGCCAGUAAAACCUCUAAACUUCCGUCAUCAAAGCACACCUCGUGUAUGCAGCAAUAAUAUUCCUUGCUCAUCUGGAAAAAAAUCCAAAAUUGUGUCUCGAUUUUCACACAGAGCUCACUCGCAUGAGUGCUUAGACUGUAGUAAUAUUAAUCAUCGAGUUUCUUGGCAAUCUUGCAAUCAGAGCCUCCAUGAUCACAGCCAUCAUGGUUGCUGUCCACCAACUAUAAGAGUUGAGGAUUCUCACUGCGGAUACUCUUACAAACCACCUGUACCUCCAACUUGUUGCCAACAGAAAUACGUUGAAACCAGAAGAUGUUCAUUGCCAAAUGCGUGCAUUGAUAAUUAUUGUAGUUCACAACUUCACAAUGCACCUAUGCAUCAUCCCGGUCAUCAUCUUCACUCUCAGCAAGCAUACGUAAGGAAGCAUUCAUUCAAAUCUGACGAAGAUGAAGAUGAUGAUGAUGAUGAAGACAUGGAAGAUGAUGAAAGCACAUCCAAACACUAUCAUUCUGCUAGGGAAAACUCACCAUAUACUUGUAGUUCUAAUAAACUAGUCCCCCCUGUAUCAAAAAAAAGGUGUUCCGAUCCAGAUUGUCAAAUUGAUCAUGAACAAAUGCAUGCACAAAAAACUGUGCAAGAGGAAUCUGAUUGUAACCUGAAAAAAAGAAGAAUGAGCGGUAGAAAAAUCAGAGAUAUGAUGAUGGACUUACUAAAAGGUUGCGGCGAUUGCCGAAGUACUAAUCCUUUGAGUAAAACAAACUUGGAUCGUAAUGCAUCAGUUUAUGAACCUACUACUUCAGCUCAACAUAAUAAGACGGCGUUCAAUGAGAAACAUAAUUCUUAUAAUUAUGAAAAGUGCUCCAGUAAUCAAGCUCGAGGCAGUAAUGCUAAACAAAGUGAAAAAGAAGAACAGCUAGGACUUUUAAAGAAAAAGUUUGAUCAAAUACAAGUUGAAUCAACGUCCAUACGUGAUUUAUUAACAAUGCUCCAUAACGCCCAUGAAGAUAAUUGAUGAAAAAACUAAAAUAUUUAUUUCUAUAACUAUACUUUUUUAAAUGUCGAUAUUCUAUGUAUAUAGCUAUCACACUAAAGUAUUUCUUUUUUAUUUAUAAAAAAUGUGCUACUUCGACUUCUAACAUUCGAAGCAAUUCUGUAGAUUGAUAUUUAGAUUGCUGUUGUACAAUGUUCCUUCCUUCUGUUUUGCCUCUUUUUUAUAAAUUCAAUUAAAAAUUAAAA